ACCAUUCAAUUUCACUCAGGAAACAAGUGCAGUGAGGUUAUGACAUAGCAUCACUUUUCAAAUUAACUUCAAAAUGCACAUCAUAAGGGGUAAGACACUGAAAGGCACAAGCAUGCUUCUCUGUGGUUUACUGCUAAUCUACUGCCAGAUCACCAGUGUGGGGGCUCAAGACAUAUAUGUGGCAGAAGUGAUGAUCGAAGGUAAUGCAACCAUGGAUGUAUCUGGUUUCGUGUCUGACAUAAUCAUGCCUGUCACAGCCACCACAACCAUCGUGGAUGCUGAAAUAAUAGGCCAAUGUGAGCUCGUUGGUGAUGAGACAACAUGCUGGUGUGAGCCCAAUUACAUUUGGAGUGAUCUAGUGUGCGACACUAUAAGUACCUGCUGCAACUCUUUAUAUUGUGUGGCGAAUAUAUCCCAUUUCACACCAAUGUGUGUGCCCCAAGUGAAUGUUACCCUUUCCGGAAUCAUCGUCAUGCCAGCAGGAUACAACCUUCAAACGGACCUGACUACUGAGUUCAAGAAAUUGAACGGUUUCAACUCAAUCACCGUGCUAACAGUUGCUACCGGUCAAAAUUUCAUAGUGAGCCUCAAUGCCACAUUUAAGAGUGUGAAAGUUCAAGACAUACUUGAAAAACUGAAGAUGACCUAUACAUAUAUUACAGAUAUUAACGUUACAUCAACAGGAUUGGUCUCAAUGGAAAUUCCUCAAGAGAGGGUGUGUUAUAAUUCACGGUACAUGCUAAACUGCAGCACAGAAGAAACAAUGGAGACUUGCACAUGGAUGAUUGCAUAUCCUGGAGUUUACCCACUGACAGUUGGAGUUGGGACAGAAGUGAUACAUAUGCCUUGUUCAAACCAAACAUCACUCGACCUUCUGAACAUAAAAGGGUAUUGGGAAGGAACAUACAUCUGCCUACUUACUAAUGGGACAGUGUCACAUUCAGCCUCAGGAGUUCUCAAGGUCGCCCUUUUACCAGAAGAAAUUAACAUCACAAGCGUUCCACCUACUGCAGAUUGUUCUACGAGUUCAUCUACGUCAGUUACCGUGACAUGUUCCGCCUUUCAGAGUUCAGAGAAUUACACGGUUACCAUAAAUGAUUUACCACCACUGAUAUCAGUGGAUGCUGUAAUACAAAGCUACAUUAUAACUAUUCCUAUCGACUGCAUGACGGAACAGAUACCAUCAAUCACUGUUUUCUGCCAGUUCACAAACGAUCUAGCCCAGGCCCAAAUCUCCAAUGCAACCAUACCAAUAAUAUACCCUGGGGAUCCAUUUUGUGCAGAAGAAAAUGGAUGGCCACUAACUAAGGGUGGAGAAGUAGCAACUAUACUCUGUACUGCACUAGGCAAAGUAGGAAAUAUGGAGCGACUGUGCAUUGACACAGUAUGGGCUGACCCAGUUGAUCUUUGCACUAAAGAAUCACUGAAUAUAUUACUCUCUAUAUCAUCGGAUUUUGAAAAAGGAAUUGGGGCCACAACAGAGGGUGCAAUUGUCAUUUUUGAUAGUCUGAAGAAUAGCACUUUAUCUGGAAACAGCUAUGGUGAUGUAAUGGCCACUGUUUCGAUCAUUACAACAAUGAGCGGUGCAUCCAGCAGAGUCACAAUGACCGAGUCCUUACUGCCAAGUUUCAUUGAUUCUGCAAGCAGUCUACUGAACACAACCUGGACAUCAACAAAUAAAAACCGUGACUAUAACAUUGCUACAACAUAUCUAUCAUCUGUUGAGAACCUGGUGAAAAACAUUGAAGUUAAUAACAGUGAUGGACAUAAUUCUUCAAACAUCCAACUUCAAUUCUGCCGGAACAACUCUGUUUGUAAUAAAACCCUUUUCAAUGUAGAACUUGAAUUGAACUCAACUUCUCCCAUGGUGAAAACUAUGGGAAUACAGAGCAUGGCAUCACGUCUCCCAAAGGGCAUUUAUCAAGACUCAAUAUUUCCAUCCUUAGUUGUCACUGCCGUAAUCGAAAAGAGUCACCAUGCAUUCAUCAGGAUGUCUUAUCCAAUACCUGAAAAUGACUCUACUGGCAACUCACCAUUCUGCAUAUUUUGGAACACAACAGAAAAGCAAUGGUCAGAUGAUGGCUGUAUCUUGUUAGAAAGUUCUGAGAACACAAGUUACUGUGAGUGCAAUCACCUGACCUCAUUCUCUAUGCUGUUGUCCAAGACUCCUGUUAACCUGCCUUUCUUAGACCAGAUAACUUACAUUGGGUUGGGAAUCUCCAUCUGCUCCCUGAUUGUCUUCCUCAUCGUUGAAUGCUUGGUAUGGAAUGCAGUAGUGAAGUCCAACCUCUCUCACUUCCGUCACACUUCACUCGUCAACAUUGCUGUGUGUCUUCUCAUAGCUAACUGCAGCUUUGUUGCCUCUUCCUUCCCAAACAUUCUGAAUGAUACUUUAUGUCUUGUAUUAACACUCUCAAAGCAUUUCUUCUACCUGGGCAUGUUUUUCUGGAUGUUCUGCUUGAGCAUGAUGCUCGCCCGUCAGCUCAUUUUUGUCUUCAGCCCACUCAGAAAAAAAGUGUACAUGCCUCUCGCCAUCAUUGUUGGGUAUUUCUGCCCAAUAGUGAUAGUGGUUGUGACCUAUCUCUACUACGACAAGAGAAAAGAUGUAACCUACUAUAACCGAGUUUCUUGCUGGCUGACAUAUGUAUCAGCAAUGCAAGGCUCCCUGUAUGCUUUUCUCCUUCCUAUUGGGUUCGUUGUGUUCGCUAACUUAUGCUCAAUGGGGGUGGUCAUUUCAACUCUCCUGAAAUCUGCUGCAACUGACAACACCAAAAAGGAUGACAAAGAAGCAGCCAAGAGUGUCAUCAAAGUGAUCGUUUUUCUGACGCCAGUUUUUGGUGGGACCUGGAUUUUAGGACUAUUUGUCUUUCUGUUGGAAGACGAUGGUUUCAUCAAGGUGUUAAUCAAUUAUGCCUUCACCAUUUUUAACUCCUUACAGGGCUUCUUCAUUUUGCUGACAGGAUGUUUUGGAGAAAAAAGAGUUCGAGAUGAAAUUGUGAAACUUGUCAGGUCAUCGCUGGGAUCCAAAAGUGAAAGCAAGACUUCAGCUCAAAAGUGAAGGGGUUAAACUAGAAUAGAACAAGGGCUGAAGAUUUGCCAAUUUUACAGCAGCAGUACACAGAGCAUCAGACACAAUGGACCGCAGGAUGCUGUACAGUACAAAAGUUCAUCAAAGAAGAUAAUAGAGACUCAUUUAGCAAAUAUCUGACACCACUAGCAUUCAUGCUGCAGUAUGCGGCACUUUGCAUUAGCUGAUGUGCAGGUCAAGUAAUUUGAUAAAUUCCCUUAAAUGACAGCAGAUUUGAUUUAGACUAUAUCUCUUUGCCAAAGAACUGAUACUGUCUGCUUUAUAUAUACACACACAUUUUCACCUUUUAUGCCUUUUACCUGUAGUUUUUCCUCAUGUUCUUUUGCUCUUCUGAAAGCAGUCUGACUGCAGUAAUAUAAUUGUUCAUAUAUUGUACAAAGUAUGUUUUUUUUUUCUAA
Molecule: messenger RNA, 3486 nt
Organism: Neoarius graeffei (lesser salmon catfish)
Lineage: Eukaryota; Metazoa; Chordata; Actinopteri; Siluriformes; Ariidae
Gene: adgrf3b
Product: adhesion G protein-coupled receptor F3b
Exons: 18
Coding region: 74-3058 (994 amino acids)
Biological process (GO): cell surface receptor signaling pathway; G protein-coupled receptor signaling pathway
Cellular component (GO): membrane
Molecular function (GO): G protein-coupled receptor activity
Source: RefSeq, a predicted model, not a curated record